Messenger RNA from Exaiptasia diaphana, 1560 nucleotides. Its product is annotated as NADH dehydrogenase [ubiquinone] flavoprotein 1, mitochondrial. Gene Ontology annotation, molecular function: 4 iron, 4 sulfur cluster binding; NAD binding; NADH dehydrogenase (ubiquinone) activity. The record is from RefSeq and is a predicted model, not a curated record. Gene Ontology annotation, biological process: mitochondrial electron transport, NADH to ubiquinone. NCBI's taxonomy places the organism in Eukaryota, Metazoa, Cnidaria, Anthozoa, Actiniaria, Aiptasiidae.
UUGGCGGCCAUGUUGAAUUGAUAACAGUGUUAUGUAAGUUCGGCAAAUUGCGAGGUCAAAAUAAUUUAAACUCUUGAUAGAUUGUACUAAAAACACAUCAGAACCAUGGCACGGCCUUUGCUAAAGAUGCAGGCUUCACGUGUUUGGGGCUGUAGACUGAGACAGGUAGUGUCAUGUUCACGACUAUCUUCAACAGAAGCUUCAUCAGAGCCACAAAGGUCAUUUGGGGAUCUCAAAGAUGAGGACAGAAUCUUUACAAAUCUUUAUGGUCGACAUGACUGGAAGCUGAAGGGUGCUAUGGCUAGGGGUGACUAUUACAAGACAAAGGAAAUCAUUCUCAAAGGACCUGAAUGGAUACUGGCUGAGAUAACCAAGUCUGGUCUWAGAGGAAGAGGUGGAGCAGGUUUUCCUACUGGAAUGAAAUGGGGCUUCAUGAACAAACCAUCUGAUGGAAGACCCAAAUAUUUGGUGGUUAAUGCAGAUGAGGGUGAACCAGGAACYUGUAAAGACAGAGAAAUUAUGAGAAAUGAUCCUCACAAACUAAUUGAAGGUUGUCUUGUAGCAGGAGCUAGUAUGGGAGCCAGGGCUGGCAAUCAAUGAAGCAUACAAGGCUGGUUUGAUUGGCAAGAAUGCUUGUGGCAGUGGAUUUGACUUUGAUGUUUACAUGCAUAGAGGAGCUGGUGCUUAYAUCUGUGGUGAAGAGACGGCCCUGAUUGAAAGUCUUGAAGGAAAGCAGGGUAAACCAAGACUAAAGCCACCAUUUCCAGCUGAUAUUGGUGUAUUUGGAUGUCCUACUACUGUUGCAAAUGUUGAGACUGUUGCUGUAGCUCCUGCAAUAUGUAGACGUGGGGGAGAAUGGUUUGCUGGAUUUGGUCGACCAAGAAACACAGGAACAAAGCUUUUCAAUAUUUCAGGUCAUGUUAACCAUCCCUGUACUGUAGAAGAAGAGAUGUCAAUACCACUAAAGCAGUUGAUAGAGAAGCAUGCUGGUGGUGUUAUAGGUGGAUGGGACAAUCUGCUGGGGGUUAUUCCUGGUGGUUCAUCUACUCCUCUCAUACCUAAAGAUGUGUGUGAAGAUGUUCUGUUGGACUUUGAUGCCCUUGUACAGGCUCAGACAGGAUUAGGGACGGCUGCUCUGAUUGUAUUUAACAAACAGAGUGAUAUCAUUAGAGGUAUUGCAAGAUUAAUUGAAUUCUAUAAACAUGAGAGCUGUGGACAGUGUACCCCAUGCAGAGAGGGCUGUAAUUGGAUGCUGAAAGUCAUGAACAGAUUUGUUGAAGGAAACGCAAAGACAGAUGAAAUUGACAUGCUUUGGGAAUUGAGUAAGCAGAUCGAGGGACAUACUAUUUGUGCUUUGGGAGAUGGUGCUGCUUGGCCUGUCCAGGGUCUUAUUCGACAUUAUCGACCAGAAAUCGAGCAACGUAUGCAGGAAUUUAGUGACAAACAGAAACAAGCACAAGCUACAGCUUUGUAAAAUACCUUAACGUGUUCAUUUUAUUAUUCCUGAUUAUUAGAAUUACAGGGAAAAUAUACAAAUAAAGUUUUAUCUUUUUCGUCUCA